This is a messenger RNA of Gekko japonicus, 1845 nucleotides long. RefSeq names its product transforming, acidic coiled-coil containing protein 3 (gene TACC3). Gene Ontology annotation, cellular component: cytoplasm. Lineage: Eukaryota; Metazoa; Chordata; Lepidosauria; Squamata; Gekkonidae. The transcript has 13 exons. The record is from RefSeq and is a predicted model, not a curated record. The coding region runs from base 1 to 1809 and encodes 602 amino acids. Gene Ontology annotation, biological process: mitotic spindle organization; cell population proliferation; cerebral cortex development.
AUGAGUCUGCUUUAUAACAGGUGUCAAAAAACUGUUGAAUUAGAUGAGGAUGCUGCUGAUGCUACAAAGGACAAAUGUACAGAAAUAAUUGCCUUCCAAGCAGGGGCCUCAGAGCCGCCAAAUUCUCCAGUUGUAAACAAAAUCUCCCAAGAAUAUGAGGAAGAUGCCAAUACUUCAGAACUGGAAUCAAUAGAAGUUGAGUUUGCUGGGACGCCUUUGAUCAAAUUGUCUCCAGGAAAACCAGGCAAGAGAGUGGAAAUAAAGACUCCUUCCCCGAAACUAGAUUCAGUUAACAGGGAUGUGCUGAACAGGACUGAGGGGGAAAGCAAGACUGAGAUGGACGAGUUUUUAGUCCCCACGGCAACUUCACAUUUUGAUGAGGAUACUUCUGGUGAUCCUGACCUGAAGCUGCUGGGUGGCUGCAAAAUUCAGAAUUCCCCUGAGAAGUCUGUGCCUCGUAUUGAGAGAACAAAUGUCAAAGAGAAGAACAUCCCAGCAAAAGCAGAAUUUCCUCCAAUACAACAGUGUAAUUCUCCAGAUGAAUCCAAAGCUGUUGAUAUACCACCCGAGACACAGGAGAAGACGGAGCCGUUAGUAACUGACGACAAAGCUUUGGUUGAAGCAGAAACCCAGUCUGAGCCUUCAGUGGAGCAAGAGGUGAGCCAGAGUACCUCCUUGGGCGAUGGUGAAGCAUCAUUAAGUAAUCAUCACUUAAUGUCUAAAACGUCUUGUGGAAUGUCUGAAAUGGCUGUGAAUGCAGAAAAUGAGGAGUUCAAAUCGCCCAGAGAAAUUUUAGGACUGAACAUAGAGCUGGACUACUUGGAACAGUUUGGGAUGGCCUCGUUCAAGGAAUCUGCUUGGAGGAAGCAGUCCCUCUAUCUGAAAUUUGAUCCUCUGCUCAUUGAAAGUCCUAAGAAAAUGGGUCCUCAAACAAUUGCAACAGUUCCUGCAGUUCCUGCUUUAGGAGGACAGGAUACUGAAAUACCUCCUCCUGAAAUAAAAACUCCUGAAAGUGAUAAGAAUCUAUUAAAAAUGAACCUGCUAGGAACAACCCCAGACCUGGCUGAAGCUUCUCCAGACAUCCCAACUACCAGUGGUCUUCCACAGUUCCCUUGUGCUCCUGUGCCUACUGGGGCCAUCAUAGAUGUGUUGCAGUAUAGCCAGAAAGACAUGGAUGCGGCCGUAGACGAGGCGAAGCGAGAGGUGGAUGCUGUUGUUCAAAAGCUUACUUCCGAGGUGCAAGAAAAGCAGAGGGAAGUUUUGGAAUGGAAGGCAAAGUAUGACAAAAUUUCCAUUGAAACGCAAGAAAUGAGAAAAAUACUGGCGGGAUUCGAAGGCACCAUAACACAAAUAGUGGAGGAUUCCGAGAACCAGAAGGAGCUUGCCAGAAAAGAACUGCAGAAAGCACUCGACGAAAAACAGCAACUCGUCUCUGACCUGAAUUCCAUGGAAAAAUCGUUUGCCGACCUCUUCAAACGAUCGGAGAAGCGGAAAGAGGCCAUAGAAGGCUUUCAGAAGAAUGAAGAGGCUCUGAAGAAAUGCGUUGAAGAAUAUGCUGCCAGGGCAAAGAGGGAAGAGCAGAGAUACCAAGCCCUGAAGGCCCACGCGGAAGAAAAGCUAAGCCAAGCCAAUAAAGAGAUCGCCGAACUAAGCAGUAAAACCAAAGCGGAGGCGGCAGCACUGCAGGCUACUCUGCGCAAGGAGCAAGUGAGAGUCCAGUCGCUGGAGAAACAUCUGGAGCAGAAGGUGAGGGAAAAUGACGAACUCACAAAAAUCUGUGAUGACUUGAUUUCGAGGAUGGAGAAGUAAAUCUUUUUUGUCACUGUUUCAAAUCUAUUCUGUCAC